UUUCAACCAGCUUGCGGCGUUUGCCGUGUCACGGUUUUGUUUUGAAUCGACGAACCUCCUUGCCGUCGUCGGUGGGACGAAAUGUUCAACAAGAAACCUCGCAGAAACUUUCGGCAGAGGAGAGGAGAGUCGAGUGAGGAAGAGGGCGGACAGAAGAGCGACGAUGGAGAGGGAAACACGGAGGCCUCAGCUGUGAUAAACAAGCCGACCAAAGCAGCACAGAGCCGCGGCAUUUCCUGCAGCUCCAAGCGGGAAGCGACGCCUCCGGAGUCGGACAGCAGCGAUGGGGAGGCCGGCGUGGAGAGGUCCGAGCUGACAGCAGGAAAGACAAAAAGUCAAAACAAAGAUGGGGAGAAGAAGAAAGCGAACACGAUUCUGAGUUUUUCUGACGACAAAGAAGCUGAGGGACCUGAGUUUAAACUGAGGAAGUCAUCUGAUAAAGCCGUCGUGUUCCAGUCUAAAAGGAGGAAAGACCCACCUGCCAAGGCCAGCCAGACUGCUGCCCCAGCAGGUGGAGGUGUCUCACCAUCUGCUUCCCCCAGGCAGGAUUUUGGCAGCCAAGCUUCGCCACAUGAUCCCCAACAUGAUGAUGAUGACGACGAUGAUGAAAGUGACAGUGACAAAGGUGGUAUCAGGUCUCCUUCAUCUAGCUCAAGUUCAUCACCAGCCUCCCGCCACUCUACUCCUAAACCAGUAAUUAUCCCCAGCGCCAAAGAGAUUCAGGCAUCCAGGAGGCAGCGCCGCGAGGCACGAGCCCAGAAAGAGUUCAUUCCCCUGGGUAGAGACGGCCAGACCUCCCCUGGUAGCACACCAAGCCGCAGCAGCAGGGAAGACGAUGAAGACAGAGAUGACGAUGACGAGCCAGAUGAUCACGAGAGGAGGAUUGAGUUUGCCCCGCGGUCCAAAAGCAUCAAGGAGAGAAUUGCAGAGAAACUCGGAGCCAGUGAUGGCAGUGCCUCUGACUCCUCAGAGAGGGAGGAGCAGGAGUUAUGGGAGGAGACACAAAUCAAGAAGGGAGUCAAGAGACGACCAGGAGGACAGAGUCCUUCUGGCAGUGAGUCCAGCAGCCACAGUAGCAGCAGCAGCAGCAGAAUAAACAGGAGGAGGCAGAAGAAGAGCUCGGCGGGCGCAAACAUCCCAGAAACUCUGCCGCAUGUCUCUGUCUCAAUGGUGAAGAGGAGGAUCUCUGGAAAACUGGACUCUCUGAAGGAGGUGCACAGAGCUCGGCAGGCGGAGCUGAGGAGGAUGGAGGGGGACAUAGAGAGCGCCCGGACCUCCUUGGAGAACCUGGAGGAAAGCUCUUCAGAGAAGCAGCUGAUGUUUUACAGAGCCAUGACCCUGUACGUCCACAACCUGGUGGAGUGUCUACGGGAAAAGAUUGUGGAGAUCAAUUCAUUAGAACUGGAGCUGCACACUCUGCUGUCUGACCAGAUGGGGGCGCUGUUGAAUCACAGACGGCUAACCGUCAGGGAGAAGGCUGCCCACCUGCAGCAGCUCAGCUACAGCACCAAUGAGCCGAGUGCAGACUCUAGCAAUGGGAUCCAGAGUCAAAGUGAGGCAGGUACAGGGGAUGAAGAUGAGGAAGACUGUAGUGAUGUACCUGAGGACACACAACCUUCAGCGGACGAGGAAGAGCAGCUGCAGAGGAAGAAGGCUGGCAUCCUUUCGAGGUCACAGGAUGUGUUUUCCGACGUCCAGGAGGAGUUCAGCGAAGUUAAGAAGAUUCUGUCCCGCUUCGAGGAAUGGCGAGCAGCCCACUCCGAAUCUUACCACAGUGCCUACAUCUCUCUGUGUCUGCCCAAGUUACUGAACCCUAUCAUAAGGCAUCAGCUGCUCGCAUGGAACCCUCUGAAGGAUUCCAAUGGGGACUUUGAAGCCCUCCCAUGGUACACAGCAGUGGAGACCUUCUGUCACGGCCAAGGCCACGAAGAGCUAGAGCACACAGACAGACAGACGCUGCGUAACGUCAUAGAAAAGACACUUCUGUCUAAAAUGACAGCCUUUGUGGAGUUGGUGUGGGACCCUCUGUCCCGUCAUCAGUCAGCCUGUUUAUCUGAUGUUUGUCACAGACUGAGAGAGGACUACUCCGUCUUCCAAGGAGAGCAGACCAAGCCCGUCAAGGCGUUUGUGGAGGCCGUGGUCGCCCGGCUGAGGAGCUGCGUGGACGAAGAUGUCUUUAUCCCUCUCUACCCGAAAAAGUUUCUUGAAGACAAAUCGUCUCCUCAGUGUCGCUUCAGAGACAAACAGUUCUGGAUGGCUGUAAAGCUGUUAGGUAACAUGGGGAAGUGGGAUCUGCUGCUCCCCGAGUCUGAACUGAAGGAGCUGAUGUUGGACAAACUGCUGAACCGAUAUCUGAUGAUCACUCUGCUGAACCAGACGCAGACCAGCAACACUCUUGCUACAUGCAAAAAGAUAGCAGAUUGUCUGCCGGCCUCUUGGUUUACAGGAGUGAGUGAGUGUUUGCCUCAGCUCCAGUCUUUCAGGAAGCAUCUGGUUCAGACAGCUCAUUCCAUCUGCAAACAACAGCCCCCUGAAGACCCUAAUACCAGGUCUGCGGUGGUGGAAGUUCUCCAGGUUUUGAGUCGAAUACGAUCCUUCGACUCAGUCAUGGCUGUAGCAGAGAAAUAUCGUUAUCAAGAUGUCAUCUACUCUCACCAGCUACUGAACCAGGAUGGAGUAUAAACUACAAAGACAGUGAAUUCAGUGUCCACUUUUUUUAAUCUUUCUAUUGGAUCUGACCUGUGAACAAGAAGCACGUUAACGUCCAGUAUCUCCAGCUUUUCAGCUGCAUCACGAGGAGGCGGCGAAGAGAUGGCCUGGCCAAUUAGCAAUAAGGAGUUUUGUCAACUGUGAUGUCAGUCCUGUUUGUUCAUUGUAAACAAUUUGCUGCUUGUUGUACAGGAGGUAAAUAUUUUUUCAUGAAUAAAUAUUUGAAUUUUAGCAA
Messenger RNA from Myripristis murdjan (pinecone soldierfish), 2944 nucleotides. RefSeq names its product GC-rich sequence DNA-binding factor 2 (gene gcfc2). Lineage: Eukaryota; Metazoa; Chordata; Actinopteri; Holocentriformes; Holocentridae. Gene Ontology annotation, biological process: mRNA splicing, via spliceosome. Gene Ontology annotation, cellular component: nucleus. The transcript has 18 exons. The coding region runs from base 82 to 2682 and encodes 866 amino acids. Gene Ontology annotation, molecular function: DNA binding. The record is from RefSeq and is a predicted model, not a curated record.